UAGAUUGAUGAAACCGCCUAUUAUCAAGGAGCAGCAGUUUAUUGGAAAACCUUUAAUCGCACUAUAACAAGUACUCCACACAAUUGAGGAAGACUGUAGUGCUGGUGACAUUAACUGGUAAGUACCACAAACUGAUUGUCAUCUUUUUUUUCUACCGGUUACAGAUAGAUUUUGAACUUAACGGAUAAAAAGGUGAUAGAGACAGUGCAACAUAUGGUUAUCUGUGGUGCUGCUGAUCGGAGGAAAUGUUGUGAUGACGGUCCGAAACGUGCGAAACGCCAUUAAAAAUCCCCCACUUAGAGGCAAUGGACGCUAUCAUCCCAUCUGGAAACAAGAUUCUAUUUUUACCUACUUUUGCAGAUUUUUGCGGUAGUGAUUACCCUUCAUGAAAAGCUUCUGUUCUAAAAAUAAAUUGGUUGCAGUGAUGAAAAAUCCAGGAGAUAGAGGGGAAUGAAUAAGUGUAAAGUUUCAGCCUCGCAGCGAAACAGUCGCACUCAGCUCCUCUUUGAGACCAAACCUAACGGCAUCACACCAUCUUUUCCCGAGGAAGAUGUUCAGAUUUCUACCAUUUAUAUAUCAAACGGAUUAGAGGGUACUUGAUUAUAUUUCAAAUUAUGUAAAUGAGCCUUAAUGGGAAGCUCCUACCGACUUGUAAAUGGUGUGUUGUGAUGCAUCUCCAGAAAACCACGAUUUCAUGGAGCCGUGGAGUACUGCCAAAUCGCAACUUUACAGAUUGAAUAUAUACGAAUGUGUUUGAAAGUGGUAAAACGGAUGCUUUUGCCAAUCAGCUGUCAGCAAUCGGAUCGACAAACAGUGGAAUUGUGUAUGAAGCUUUGGGAUUUUCACUAAAAGAUAGUGAUAUACACAGUUGUCUUAAGCGUUCCAGGAGAGUCGUUAAGCGAUAAAAACCGCUAUAUUGAAUUUCGAUUGAUUUGGCAUUAUAAACAUUAGCCUUAUGAUGACCGCCAUGAAUAAUGAAUUAAACAGGAGCUGAGGUAUCCGUGCACCUUUACGGCAUGGUGGAUUACAGUCCAACAUGAUCGUCCACGCAAGUAAUUUUACUGACCGUGUCAACUAUUCUUUCUGGGACGAGACCUUUAAUAACACUGUGUAUAAACCCUCGGGGAGACUUUCCGUGCCGAGAUGGGAGAGGGGAGGGCCGGACAUAGUAUCCGGGGUAUUCCUACUGAUUUUCACCGUCGUUGGAUCAGCGUUAAAUGUGUUCAUUAUCAUUGCAAUAGUCCCGAACCGUCGACUGAGAUCCGUUCGCAAUAUUCUCUUGGUCCAUCUAGCGGUGAUCGGGAUUCUUUCGUCUGUGAUAACAACGAUGUUUUCCUCUGUGGUCGUUCUCACCGGACGCUGGAUCGGUGGAGAAAUAUCAUGUCAAAUCUAUGGAUUCUUGCAAUCUAGUUUCACUUUAGUGACUGCAUGGACUAUAGCGGGAUUGAGCUGGGAUAAGUAUAAUACAAUCGCUUCUCCACUUCAUCAUUCUCUAACAGCUACCAUUAAAAAGAUGUCAUGUAUAUUUAGCAUUUAUUGGUUGUUUGCAAUCUUGAUAGCUCUUCCACCAUUGUUUGGAGGAAAUGAAUACGUAUUUCAUAGAAUCCAAGGAAUCUGUUUCAUAAACCACCUUCAUUUGCCGGGCCACUGGUACCUAGGUAUCGCUGUGGUCGUCAUGUUUUAUCUUCCAUUAUCAGUGAUGGUGUAUUGCUAUACACACAUUUUCAAAAUUGCACGGACUCAAAGCAGCAGGAUAGCUGCAACAAUGGUAAGAAUGGCAUGCGUGGUACAGGUUCCUAUUGCCCCCAACAGUCAAGCCACUCAGCUGAACUCCUCGUCCAUCAAAGGCACGAAAGCCAUGAUGACAAUAUUUCAGUUAAUAGGCGCGUUUGCUCUCACUUACAUUCCUUAUUCCAUUGUGAUAGUUAUCGAGGCGUGUAUUGGAAGGGAGUACAUUCACACGAUGGUGUUCUCUGUAGUGACGACUCUAUAUCAAGCGGCUCCAAUGACGAAUGGGGCAGUUUACGGCAUUAGAAAUAAAAUUCUUAGAAAUUCCUUCUACAAUUACACUAGGAGAAAAUUUCAGCAUCUUAGGUACAAAGAUAAAAGAAAGGGAAGUAUAAGAAGAACAUCGUCGUUUCGAAUGUCACUUUUGCAACGCAAAACUAAUCAAAAUGGCGAUGUGGGAAGUGGGCUCAGAAGGACCCAAUCGCUCCAACCCCGCCAUGUGCCAAGGAUACAAAAAGACAUUUUACAGCCACCGAGUGAUUCAAACAUACGCAAAGCGUACUCGUUUACACUAGGAAAUGGACACAUCAGUUUAGAACACCCAGUCAUAGAAAUUGACGAACCUAUUGGAUUCAGUGAAGUUUCUAAUAAGAGUGUUGAUUUUGUGGCGAAUCCCCCCUUGACUGAGAGUGAUGGUCAGUUAGUGCAAAUAAUUUAAGACUAAAAGAGAGGGUGACGCACAGUUUACAUUUUCAUUCUUUUUAUAUUUUUAUUAAGGUAUGUGCUCUUUUUAUAAUUGUUCAUUAUAACGAAAAUGAUAGUUAAUUGUAACAAGAAAGUAUAAGGGACCAACAAAAUUACCGAAAUAUGCCAAUUACUAAGUCCUAUCUUUAGCAGAAUUGCUAGAUGAUAAACUUUUUUUUAAAACGGGUUGAAAGUUCACAAAUCAAAAUUGUUUGUCUCUCAUGCUUGGAGAAACAGUCGAAAUAUACAGGAAAUAAAUGUUAAAUUAGACGGCCUUCACCUUGUCAAGUUGAAUUAAAAAGUUAGGAUUCAGGAAAUGGGCAAUGAUCAUAAGUAAGCGCCAGAUGCCAUAUCGGUAGCACAGUCGUACACGUGUUGUUCUGGGAGUAAUAUGUUAGAUUGUUCUGUUACUGUUGUGCUUGUUAUCAAUAAAAGUGCUAUUUAUUACGAAUUGGGUCUUAAUAAUUUUGGAAAAGACAAACCAUUUUAGAGGAUAGAAAUAGUGUUGUGUUUGGAAGAAUUCUCUAUAAAUGAAGAUUUUAGAGGAAUUAGAUUGAACGUAAAGAUGGUUGAUUGUAAACAAAAUUUACAAGAAUCUGAAUCUGUCUUGAUAAAACGAGCUAUGGCUGCAAAGAUUGGAGUAGAAUAGACAACUGGAUAGGGGAACACACAAGGUGCCCCCUAAUACAAUUAACGCUAAUCGUGACGGGCCUGUUUACUGUGUGGAUGAUAACUCAAAGACUGUAUUAACAUCAUCCCAGUCUAAACGAUUGAUGUGUGGGUUUUUUGCCACUAUAAAUGCAAGUCCUGUAGCAAGAUGCAUUUGUCUGUUAAUACAAACUCCGCGAUUUCUCUUCUAUGUGUUAGUGUUAUAUUGAAUAAAAGGAUUGGGGCAUUUACACCUUAGGGCUAUACCUAAGUCAACGCUAGUGGUAGAGUUGUUCUGCUUCUUACUGAUAAUUUGCUUGCUGGUAAUUCUCCUCGUAAAAAUCUUGUCAGAUAUUGAAAAUGUCAAAAUUACUUGAAUUUCUACUUCAGCCUACCACAGUUAUAUACUAGUAAUGAGAGAAAUUUUCUUAGAAAAUUAAAAAAAAAUGAGCUGUAUCAUUGCAAUAAAAAAUAUCAAUUCUGUU
Molecule: messenger RNA, 3605 nt
Organism: Magallana angulata
Lineage: Eukaryota; Metazoa; Mollusca; Bivalvia; Ostreida; Ostreidae
Product: histamine H2 receptor-like
Exons: 1
Coding region: 1037-2446 (469 amino acids)
Biological process (GO): G protein-coupled receptor signaling pathway
Cellular component (GO): membrane
Molecular function (GO): G protein-coupled receptor activity
Source: RefSeq, a predicted model, not a curated record